ACAGUUCUCUCUUGGAGAUCCAUCUGCUGGGUGUGACAGUGGGGUGCUGAUCAGUGGCUGGAUCAGGCUGUGUGUCUAAACACCGGAGUCAGGAAGGCGGAGAAUGAAGUUUGACGACGUGUUGGCGUUGCUGGGGGAGUUUGGGCCGUACCAGAAGCGGCUUUACUUCCUUGUGUGUCUGACUGGGAUCUGUGUCGCAUUCCAGACGCUGGCGUCUGUCUUCACCCUCACCGUCCCCGCUCACAGAUGUAAGAUCCCCGGCUACGACAACGACACAUACGCCGUGCAGAGUAGCUACCACCGCCAGCUCAUCAACCUUACCAUCCCGGUCUCCGAUGGCAAGUACUCAAAGUGUGAAAUCUACACAAACCGGAACUCCACCAUUUUGUCAAGGGGAGACAACUUGACCAAGCGCGAGUGUGACAGCUGGGUGUAUGACAGGUCGACUUUUGUGUCCACCAUCGCCACGGAUCUGAACAUCGUAUGCGGCGACAGAGUGGUGCGGACGUUGUCCAACUCCCUGGUGCUGGCGGGGAAGCUGGUUGGCUCCACACUUCAAUGCUUUAUCAGCGACAUAUUUGGUCGGAAGAAAGCGUUCCUAAUGUUCCUCUUCCUGAUGAUACUCACCGGCUUCGCCAACUACUUCCCGUACAACUUUACCAUGCUGAUGGUCUUCCGGUUCCUGGCCGGGCUGACAACGACAUCCACGUUCUUGGGAGCCUUUGUAAUAGGGGUGGAGUUCGUGGGUCCAUCCAAGCGUGUGUGGACCGGCCUGGUGAUCGAGUUGUUCUGGGUGCUGGGUAUGAUCAUCAUGGCGGGUCUCGCCUUCCUCCUCCCGGACUGGCAUCACCUGGUGCUCGCCCUCGCCUCGCCAGCUGUCCUCUUCCUCAGCUACUGGUGGUUAAUACCAGAGUCUCCCCGCUGGUUGAUGUCGAAAGGCCGUUUGCAGGAAGCGGAAAACAUAGUGCGAAAGGCCGCCAAGGUCAACAAGAUUACCCUUCCGGAAACGCUGUUCGACGACAAGACAAUGGAAGCAGAGAAUGAACCCAAGGGGAAGCUGAUAGAGAUGUUUACCAACAAAACACUGGCAGUGCGGUCCUUGAUCCUCUUCUACAUCUGGAUGGUGUCGAGUCUGGUGUACUACGGACUCACCCUGAACGUCUCCAACCUCAGUGGCAACAUCUUCGUCAACUUUGUGCUGUCGGCGCUGGUGGAGGCGGUGGGGUAUAUCCUGUCUAUCUUCCUGCUGGACCGAGUCGGACGCCGGGUACUGCUGUGCGCACUGAUGUCACUAGGGGGCGUGGCGUGUGUCCUCACGGUCUUUCCCGCCAUCUACGCCAGUGGAACGGCAGACUGGUCGCUAAUGAUGUUGUCGCUGGUGGGGAAGAUGGGUUCGUCAGGGGCGUUUGGUGUCAUCUACAUCUUCACCGCCGAGUUGUACCCCACACCUCUGAGAAACAUCGGCCUUGGCGUCAACCUGACGUUCUCCAGGAUAGGCGGAGUUAUCUCCCCUUUCAUUUCCGAUUUAGGUAUACUUGUUGGGGGUACGUUUGGCGAGCAGGCUCUUCCUCUGGUGGUAUUUGGUGUCACUGCUGUCCUUGCUGGUGGGCUAGCCCUCGCCCUUCCGGAAACACUGAACCGGAAAUUACCGGAAACCGUCGAGGAUGCCAAACAAAUCGGGUCCAGCACAAAGCACAAGUACAAGAUGAGAACAGAGGACCAGGCCGAGAGCGUCUUCACAGUGGCCUACAAGAACACGGAAUAGUCAGAGAAUGUGAUAUCGUGGCCUUCAUCCCUCUCGGAUGACACCCACAACACGUACCCCUGUCAACCAUGAUCCACCCCACGUACCCCUGUCCUCCAUGAUCCACCCCACGUACCCCUGUCCUCCAUUACCCAACUCACGUACCCCCAUCUCCCAUGAUCCAUCCCCCGUCCCCCCGUCUCCAACCCUAUCCCAACACCCAGCCCCAAGUUCAGUGGCUUAUCUUGUGGAACCUUGUAUCUUGUAUGUGAUGUACUAUAGACUCCCCAAAAGUAAGGAAUACUCGGAAAUAACCUUUAUGAGAUAUAUGUUACCAGUAAUAGUUGCCUGAUAUAUUAAACGACAACACAUUACAAGCGGUACCAGCCAUGUAUGUACAGAUGUUAGGACCGCCAACGAUCUUGACGGACUAAAUGGGUAAACAUGGGUCAUUUCGAAGUUGCCAUUUUGAGUGCGUAAUUACUGCACUGAUUUCUGAAACAUUCACUUACAAGACGAGGCAUACUUCGUAUAAGCCGCUCCCUGUUGCAGUGUGUGGUCAAGUUCAGUGUACGUGGUCGGCGGCCUGCCGCAUACAGGUCCCUAUCACGUCCUGGCCGUGUUCAGUCGGGAAAAGGGCUGAGCUCCUUGCUGGCCAUAGCACUGUAUGUAGUGGUGCUGG
Messenger RNA from Haliotis rubra (blacklip abalone), 2426 nucleotides. RefSeq names its product organic cation transporter protein-like. The coding region runs from base 104 to 1765 and encodes 553 amino acids. Lineage: Eukaryota; Metazoa; Mollusca; Gastropoda; Lepetellida; Haliotidae. Gene Ontology annotation, biological process: transmembrane transport. The record is from RefSeq and is a predicted model, not a curated record. Gene Ontology annotation, molecular function: transmembrane transporter activity. Gene Ontology annotation, cellular component: membrane. The transcript is spliced from 11 exons.